AGGCAAACCCCCAUAGGAUCUCAAUAUUGAUAUUUUGAGUGAGAGCCCUUACUCUUAGCAUGUAGUACAGAGGAUUGUGGAAAUCUGAUUCUUCUUUCAUGUGAAAAAGGACAUAUGACAGAAGAAAUUGGUGAUCGCCUUUUCUCCUAUAAUUUCUUCUGCAUGCGGGUAAAGACAUAAAGGGAAAAUUGCCUGGUUGCUUUUAAAAGCGUCUGUAUACUUCCGGUGUCAUGGCAGCGCCCAUGAUCGUUCAUGACAACAAUCUAAUUUGCUAUUUCUUCUCGGACGUUAGUUAUGUGGUGUGUCAAUGAAUACAGCUUUCUCGAUUCAGAAUAAAAGCAAGGACAUAUCUGACAUGGAGGACCUUCACAAAUUUCUGCAAAAAUUUGAGCAGACAUCUUCUCCAGAAGAACAGGAGAAAUACCUGGAUGCUAUUAUAAGUUUGAUCAGUGACAGAAAUAAGGAUGAUGAAGAGGAUAUUCCACAGGCAAUUAUGAAAAGCCAUUUUAUGUCAAAGCUGUUUCCUUGUCUGCAAGAAACAGCUUUGCAUACUUCCUUGACAGCCAAAAGUGCCCAGCUCAUUGCAGAACUUGCAAAAACUGAAUCUUUACGCGUGCCUCUGGUCAAAAUGAGUGUGGUCAGUCCCCUGUUAAAUUUGCUGACAGCGUCAGUGGCAUCUCCAGCUGUUGCUACACAGGCAUGUCGUGCACUUGGAAAUAUCUGCUUUGAUAAUGACGAGGGUCGUGCCGCAGUGAAUGAGGGGGGCGGCAUGGCUGCCUUGCUUAGCCUGUUGCAGCGCUAUAUCAGCAGCACUGAGGACGGAGCCUGCAAGCUGAGAGUUAUCGCCUGCGGCUUCAUCUUAAAUCUCACUAACGAGUGUGAAACGCUGCAGGAGCAGGCGGUGAAGGCUGGAGUGCUGGGCUUGCUGGACCAGUGUCUCCACCAACACCCCGACGACGAGGACCUAGUGAACAUGGCGAUGGCCUCCAUCAUCAGCAUCGCCGACUCAGAGAUGGGUCGCAAGCAGGUAUGUGAGACAGGUAUCUUGGACACUUUGCUGGAGGUGGUAGAGCGGGAGGAGACAGGUGCCUCCCUGUGCCAGGUGCUGGAGCAGCUCAACAGUCUGGCAGAGAAUGUGGAAACAAUGAGGAAUCGACUGGCAGAGGGAAGUUUACCUUCACACCUUGUCCGCAUCAUUCAGUUCAAUUCAGGAAAAGGAAGUCAAGACCGUGAAGAGUGUGUGAAACUGUCCUCGGAUCUCCUCUUGUCUCUGCUAGUUGGAGAUGGCAGCAUGGAGAAGUUGUAUGGUGGAGGUGAGGGCAUGGUGUUCAAGCAGUGUGUGCAGUGGCUGGAGGCAAAGUCUGAUAGCCUCAAAGUCCUGGGUGCCCUGGCUGUUGGCAAUUUUGCUCGCAGUGAUGCUCACUGUAAGCAGCUGGUGGACGUUGGUAUUGUGGAGGCUCUUCUGUCAGGUCUGGCUGCUGGUGAUGGUGCUGAGCCCAGCUUUACACUUCAACACGCAGUACUCAGCUCUCUCCGCAACUUAGCCAUUCCAGCGAGCAAUAAGGCUCGUCUGCUAGAAGCAGGAGUCAUGCGCGCAGUGCUGGAACUCAAACACACAGAGGUCAUGGCGGUGGUCUUCAAGCUGCUGGGAGUUCUGCGCAUGCUUACUGAUGGACAAGAGGCAGCAGCCCUUGCACUUGGUCAAGAUCAUGAUUUCCUUGUCUGUCUUGUGGAUUGGUGUGCUGUGGAAGAACAUGCUGGUGUCAAAGGAGAAGCAGUCCGUCUCCUGGCUUCAAUGAUCAAGAACAGCAAGUCAUCACAAGUGAUGCGUAACAUUGUGCGGGAAGAGGGUUUGCCUCACCUGGUGAGCAUGGCAACUUCAGAGCAUCUUGUGAUGCAGAAUGAAGCACUGAUUGCUCUCACCUUGGUAGCAUCAACUAUUCCUGGAGAUGCUGCUGUGUCGUUGAAGGAGGCUGACUUAGUGGGGACCGUGUCAGGGCUUGUAAAGAACAAAAGUGCUCCUGCUGAACUCUUGUGCAAUGUUCUCACCCUGGUGCGCAGCCUAUCAACUGCAGCUCCCCCCACUGCCUCCCCAUCCCUCCCCUGCAGUCUUCUGGUCUGCGCAGGUCUCAUGCCUGACGUGCUCAAUAAUCUUCGACAAGACCUAGUUACUUCAGGACUGCUUGAGCAUUUGCGCUGGAUGAGUGGUGAACACAGUAACCAAGGGGUCAAAGAUGCAGCCACAUCCACAUUAGCUGUGCUGGAGGAGGAACUGAACAGAUGACAAGCUCAGACCAUUGCUAAGUAGUUUUGGCUGAUGUCAUGGAAAACCAGAGAACAAGCUCAACAUCAUCCAUACAGUAACAGCUGUGGAGAGAUUGAAUUGGUUCAUCUGCCUCUAAAACUGGAAACUUCAUAGCUGAUACAAAACGUUCUGUAAACUACACUACAACACAGCUUGUAAAAAGGUGGUCGUACUUUGUUGUCAUUUUCAGCAUAUUGCUCACCUAGUCAAAGGCUCCAGUGAAUGCUUUUAAAAUCCAUUUGCUUUUUUUGUGCAUAAAUAAUAAAUUUUUAUAAAUGUUAAGCUGAAACCAUUUUGGUAUGUGAAAAAAAUGCUGGACUCCAAAUGACUUUGAACAAAUAAACCUGUUGAAAGUGGACUUUGAGUUUUCAAUGUUAUCAGUGCAUACUACUAGCAUGUGCACAAGAAUUGUCUACUCUUGUAAAAGUUCCAGAGACAUUGUCUCCUCAUUGACUAAAAAUUCUGGAGCUGUUAUCUUCUCACUGAAUAGACAUUCUGCAAUCAUCUGUUCAUUGAGUAACAUUCUGCAUAAAGAGGAUACUCAGGUGCUUACAAGCCAAGUAGCUGGGAAACACUCAGCAACAUGAUGACAACGUCAACUGUCCAUGACAGAAGGACAUGACAAAUGUCACAUAAUGAUAGCAAGGUAACUCAUACUGACAUGAUUUGUCAAUUGUUACAUAAUGACAGGCUGAUGACUUGCUGAGGAUUUUGUCUCUCUUUGACACAAACUUUUGAACAUCAAGAAGCAAGAGAUCAUUCUUGAUCCUGUGAUUCACUUCCUUCUUGUCUGAUGUCUUGUCUGCUUUUCCUAGAGAUAUCAGAUAUCAUGCACUUUGUCUUGAAUUCCACAGUGGCCGUUGUGUCCAUUCUUGUUAGGGUCCAUAACAUUUACUUGAAAUAUUUUAUUUCAAGCUUAAAUAACUCAUAUGUGUAUGUUAUCUAAUAGAAUGAUUUACCUUUUGGCUUUGUUCAUGGUUGCUGAAAGAAACUAAGUAUUUUGAAAAGUAAGAACUGUUUUAUCAGUAGAACAAAUGUGGUUGAGAAAAUGAUUUGCUAUUUACUGUAGAAGUCUUCCAAAAAGCAAUAUCUGCAGAAGGUGAGAAGAUUCUGUUACAUUCCUCACACAUUCAGUCAACUUGUCAAGCGAUUUCACGUUUUGUGUGUAGACCAGUACUUUAAGAUAUUACCUGGCAUAUUCCCACCUGUGCAUCUGUCUACAAGUGUGCCAGGGGUAGAUGCAAGUGGCAGGUAAUAGAAAGUGGUGUCAGACCUAAUUAUAGUUAGUAAUUAUAGUAAGUGGCAGGUAAAUGAGGCAAAGGUAUCUGGUUAUGGAAAGUGGAAGAUAAUUGAUAAUGUGUCAGGUACUUAAUAUUACCUAAAAGUAUUUUACAGCACUUUUUUCUGGAAUUACAAUUUGUUGUAUGGUGUUUGCCUAAAUUUGCAAAUGACUGAAGAAAAGAAAGAAAUUGUUUGUAUCAUAAUAAAAAUACUGUUAUUUAAUGUGUGCCACAUAUAGCUUGCACUAGAGUUGAAUUUCACCAUAGUAGGUGUAAACAGAAGAAAAUAUGAGGAUACUGGGUACUUGAGCAUACUUAGCACGUAAGACCAGAUCUUAAAUUUACUCUGGUAUAUUUAGCAAUGUUGAGCAUAAGACCAGGUCUGAAAUGUUCAUUGAGAUGUAGAGUAUAUUCAAAAUAUGUGCAUAUGAAUAAAUUACUGAUAUGUCCCUUUUUCAUACAGUGUUAUGUGUAAACAUAAGUGGAAAAAUUGUCCAGCAUUGCAGAUAGAUCAAGAAACAUGAAGUGACUUUGUUUCUGAUGGCUAGCCACCUGGCUUGUUACAUUUGCAUACACUGUGUGGUCUUUUCAUUUCUGCAUUUCUUGUCAGGCUUGGAUCUGAUUGUGUGCUCAGCCUGCUAACAGUAGUCUACUUUGUGCUGCUGGUCUCACCCCCACAGUGGUCAGACUUUGCUUGGUCUCAAAUAAACAGUGGCAGACUCCAUGUUCAACUGAUCUCAUUUCAUGCAUGUAUAUUCUUCGUGUUUUGAAAAACUGGCUUUGUAGUCUACUGCAUUCCUGCUUAUCUUCCAAGCAGCUUUAGACAAUAAAAUACAUUUGAAAAAUGA
Molecule: messenger RNA, 4433 nt
Organism: Pomacea canaliculata
Lineage: Eukaryota; Metazoa; Mollusca; Gastropoda; Architaenioglossa; Ampullariidae
Product: rap1 GTPase-GDP dissociation stimulator 1-like
Exons: 17
Coding region: 308-2284 (658 amino acids)
Biological process (GO): positive regulation of GTPase activity
Cellular component (GO): cytosol
Molecular function (GO): protein binding; guanyl-nucleotide exchange factor activity
Source: RefSeq, a predicted model, not a curated record